AUGCCGCCAAGGUCGAAAGCAUUGGCUGCAAUCGUCAAGACUAUGUCAUCAACAGCAUUAUGGAGAAGCAGCCGCAGAUCCAUCUCUACGAGCCAGCCAAUACCGUCAACUACUGCACCAGUUCCGAGCCCUUCCGCCGCCUCCACAGCUGCUCUUUCAUCACCAGCAAAAGCAAAACGGUCUCACGUCAAGGCCGAACAUGUCACCGAACAAGUCGGUGCCGCCGUAACCAUGUCCACACCACGUGGAAAAGCAAAGCGAGUAAAUGUCAAGACUGACGAUACCGCAUCGCCUGUCAAGAAGGAAGAAGAGGAUGCCUUAUCCGAAGCGAAUCCUGCCGCUACAAAGAAGAGACGGACAAAGAAGGAGAUAGAAGAAGAGGACGAGAUCUUUCCGCCGAGGCCAUCACCUCACCAAUCGCUCGCCGACGGACACCGCGACCACAAAGACAGACGAGGGAGCGGAAUAUUUAUCGGAGCACACACCAGCUCGGCAGGUGGAGUCGAGAAUGCAGCACUCAACGCGCUCCGCAUUGGAGGCAAUGCAUUCUCCUGCUUCGUACGACCCAAGAUGCAAUGGGCAUCCAACCCCAUCCCCGACAAAUCUGUACAGUCCUUCAAACAACGCGUGAUCGAGCACAACUACAUGCCCAUCCUAACCACCAUCAACUGCAGCCCCUCCCAAACCGAAUACGGCUACGUCCUACCUCACGGCUGCUUCCUUGUCAACCUUGCCAAUCCAGACGAAUCCAAACGCGAAAAGUCCUUCGAAGCAUUCUUAGACGAUCUCGAACGCUGCGAACAGCUCGGUAUCCGUCUAUUCAACUUCCACCCUGGCUCAAUGACCGCCGCCUCCGCCACUGGCGACGAGCCUCCGCCCAGCCUUAGUCCAGCAAAAGAGACUCGCGCAGCAAAAGCAGAAGCCUGCGCCCUAGUCGCAUCUUACAUCAACCGUGCCCAUUCUCUCACAUCCUCAGUCAUCAUUCUUAUCGAAAACAUGGCCGGAUCUAAAAACGACACCAUCCUUGGCUCUUCCCUCCACGAUCUCGCCUCAAUGAUCUCCCACGUGAAAGACAAGAGUAGAGUGGGAGUAUGCAUUGAUACAUGCCAUGCUUUCGCUGCCGGGUACGAUCUGCGAACGCCGGAAACGUAUCGUUCUUUCGCAGAUUUAAUCGAUACAACGAUCGGAUGGGAGGCAGUCAAAGCGUUCCAUUUGAACGAUAGCAAGUUCGGCGUGGGAUGUAAGAAAGACAGACACGAGAACAUCGGCAGAGGUCAUGUUGGGUUAGGUGGAUUUUGGUGCAUCGUGAAUGACGAGAGGUGGAAUGGAAUACCGUUGAUAUUGGAGACUCCAACAUUAGGGAAUGCUAUGGGUGUAUUUUCGGCAAAAGAAGGGAUGAAAAAGAUGCAUCAAGUUUGGAGUUAUCAAAUCCAAGCACUCUAUGCUCUGCGCGGUACUGAAUGGGGGCAGUGGAAGGAAGCUGAAGAAUGGCUUGCGAAAGCUGAUGUUAUUGUGGCCGAAGCGGAGAGACUACACGCUGCUAAGAAGGGAUCUAAGCCCACAGGCCCAGGCAAGAAAAAGAAGAAGCAAGCAAACGAGGAUGAGGAAGAGAGCGAUUUAAGUUCAGACGAAUAA
This is a messenger RNA of Ustilago hordei, 1635 nucleotides long. RefSeq lists its product as uncharacterized. The transcript has a single exon. Gene Ontology annotation, cellular component: mitochondrion; nucleus. Gene Ontology annotation, molecular function: DNA-(apurinic or apyrimidinic site) endonuclease activity; DNA binding; phosphoric diester hydrolase activity. Lineage: Eukaryota; Fungi; Basidiomycota; Ustilaginomycetes; Ustilaginales; Ustilaginaceae. Bases 1 to 1635 code for a protein of 544 amino acids. Gene Ontology annotation, biological process: base-excision repair. The record is from RefSeq and is a predicted model, not a curated record.